Mirounga angustirostris (Northern elephant seal) is the source of this 6359-nucleotide messenger RNA. It is a transcript of the gene SAP30L, whose product is annotated as SAP30 like. The record is from RefSeq and is a predicted model, not a curated record. Gene Ontology annotation, cellular component: histone deacetylase complex. Gene Ontology annotation, biological process: regulation of DNA-templated transcription. The transcript is spliced from 4 exons. Bases 638 to 1186 code for a protein of 182 amino acids. Gene Ontology annotation, molecular function: transcription coregulator activity; protein binding. NCBI's taxonomy places the organism in Eukaryota, Metazoa, Chordata, Mammalia, Carnivora, Phocidae.
GAACUGUUGUGGUGCGGAGCGUUGGGCGGGCGGCGGCCGGGCGGCCCAGGGGCUGCCGCGGGACUCGGGGCGCAGCCGAGCGGCUGCAGGGGUGGGGCGAGCCGGACGCGCCCCCGGGCCCGGGCGCCGCGGGUUCGAGGCCGGGCCCCGCGCGGGGAGGCCGCGCCACCCCGGGAGAGCUGCCCGGCGGCGAGUUUGCCCCGCAGCCGAAAGAAGGCGGGAGCCGGCGGGGGCCCUCGAAACCCCCUGGCAAGCCGGGCCCGGAGUCCCCGGGGAGCGGCUGCUUCCUGGGACGCCCUCCCGGACGCCCCCGCCGAAGGGUAACGGUUCUGGGCCCCCGGCAGAAGGCGCCUCCGGGUGACCCCCGGUGGGGCCCUGCGAGCCGCGGGAGUCGACUCCGGGGCCUCGAGCGGGGAGGAAGGGGCUUUCCAGAGGCGCGGGGCCGGGGGCCGAAGGAGCCGGAGCGCGGCGGAGCGGAGCCGGGCCUCCCGGGCGCGGGGCAGGGCAGCGCCUGGUCUGGGGACGGACUCCGGGACCCUCGGGUGCGGGGGCCUCGGCGACCUGCCCCGCGGGGCGCGCGGCCGCGGAGUGGCCUACAGGGGACCCUCCCGCAGAGGGGCCGGCCCGGGGCGGGGAGAUGAACGGCUUUAGCACGGAGGAGGACAGCCGCGAAGGGCCCCCCGCCGCCCCCGCCGCCGCCCCGGGCUACGGCCAGAGCUGCUGCCUCAUCGAGGACGGCGAGCGCUGCGUCCGGCCCGCGGGCAACGCCUCCUUCAGCAAGAGGGUCCAGAAGAGCAUCUCGCAGAAGAAACUCAAGCUGGACAUCGACAAGAGCGUAAGACACCUGUAUAUCUGCGACUUCCACAAAAAUUUCAUCCAGAGCGUACGAAACAAAAGGAAGAGGAAGACAAGUGAUGAUGGCGGAGAUUCUCCUGAGCAUGAUACUGACAUUCCUGAGGUUGAUCUGUUCCAGCUGCAGGUGAACACUCUACGGCGUUAUAAACGACACUACAAAUUGCAGACCAGACCAGGCUUCAAUAAGGCCCAGUUAGCAGAAACUGUCAGCCGACACUUCAGGAACAUACCUGUGAAUGAAAAAGAGACGCUCGCCUACUUCAUUUACAUGGUGAAGAGUAACAAGAGUCGACUGGACCAGAAAUCGGAGGGCGGCAAACAGCUUGAGUGAGGAUCAAGUACAUCAAGGAAUGAAGUAUAAUGCUGAAUGCACAGGUGAAAUCUGCUACGUGUAAGCCCGUAAAGACUGUUCAAUUUUAUUGUAAAUAAAAAAGUUUGAAUGAUGAAUACUGUAAAUCUUUUUGGUCAGGAGGAUUAUAUUCUCAUGUUCAGCAUGUGCAUACAAAGACUUUCUUUUAAGGCAACUACGGGACUGAAAAAACAAGACCACUGAGAGAUUUAAAAAUGAUGUAUUGCAGCAUUCAACAACGCAUUAAGUCAAUUCUACUGGAAAUGUGGGAUAAAAAAUAUCCUGGUACUCACCUUGUACGACCACGCUGCCUUGUGUGAGGUAUAGGCCUGGAAGAGCAGUGGGGUGCAGCUAGCCGGAGAAGCGCAAGUAGACCCCAGUCUGGUGGGCACAGUCAUGCCCCGCUUUGUUGCUGGCUGUGUCGUUGAUCAGCAAAUCGGUUUGACAGUGGUCCCCGCUCACUGGCCGCUGCCCGGCACACAGUAAGCAGUCAGUCAGUAUGGGUGGCCGACUGCCAGCCUGGUAGCAUCCGCUUCACACCUCUAGUUAAUGAGACCUCUGCCAUUUCUGUGGCUCACCACUUAACUUCUAGAAUGUGGAGGAAAUCCUGAUGCACCAACAGGAGGUUUCUCAUCAGAAGAGGAUUUGAGGGCAGUCGCAGGCACCAACCUAUAUUGGCGGAGGUUCCAGAAACACUGAGGCAGGGGCCCUCGCAGGAGAUGCAGCUCUUUGCACAUCACUCUGUGCUUUACUCUUUGGGGUGAAAUUAUAAAGUUUGACUUCAGUCAUCCUCCUAGGCCAUAAAUGCUUCGAUAAAUGGAGAUAUUUAGUGAUUUGGGGCUCGUGUUUUCAGAAAUACUAAUCCUUAGUUCACAGCCACCAAGAAAGCUGCCAAGGAUCAUGUGAUGCCUGCUCCGAAGUCCAAUUCUGGGACAAAAAGUCUGACUGGCCAUGACUCCCUGGGCUUGGGGUCACCAGCAAAUCAUGGGUUUGAGCAACAAAGGUCAGUGCCAUCUGAUACUCAUUUUUGUGAGCAGUUUGCCUCCCUCUGGGGGCGGGGGGCGGAGAUUGCUAAAACAAUUUUUUUAAGUAUGAAUAACUACCUGAUUUUUUUUUUAAAGUUCAAAAACUCAGAUUCCUGUAUCUUACUAUAUCAGAGCCAAAGUCUCCUUUGAAAACAAAGCUUUAUAUCCAAAAGUAUGCUUUUGCAAAAGUUUCUAAUCAGUGUGUUAGGGGACAAAGGAUGUGAAUAGGGGAUGGAACAAAAGAGAAAAGGACUUGGAUUCUAAUUUCUGACCAUCUUGACACAUAUUGCGGUCAAAAGUAUCAUUUUCUUACUCAGUUUUAAUUGUGAGUGCUUUCUUAAGCCUUAAAUUUAAAAGGAGCCGUGGAUGGCCUAGCCCGGCAGAGAAUUUUAAUGUCUCAUAGAUGGCUUACUCUGAGCAUCAGCACAGAGAAGUCCGAACACAACCCCCGCUAAGCAGGGCGGUGCAGUGUCUAAAGGCUGGGUUCUGUGGGGCAGAGGACCAUGCUGUCUGUGGAUUGGGGACUGGCCACCCCCUCACUAAAAUGCAGUGUGUUCCGUUGCAGCAAAGCGUUCACCAGUGUUCAAAAUGCAUGUCUAGCAGAUUGCAGCCUUUUUAAAUAUGUAUAAAUGAAUGUGCAUAGAACAUAUUCUAGACUAUGAGGCGAUCUUAUUUUAAUACACCCAGCUGUGGAUGGCACAUCAAGGUGCUCUCUGAGUGUUUUUAGUCAUUCAGAUUCAGUAUGUAGAGACUGUCUCACUGCUUAUAGCUGAAGGAUGUCGAUGUGCAGACGUCAAGAAGGCUCAAAGUUCUGUUGCUUAUGUAGGUUUUUCUCCUGAGAGACUGAGUUAGAAAGUCUUGAAGGCAUCAAACACCAGGCCCCCUUUGUCAAGGGGAGUGUUUUCUCAUCAGGCCACAGUUUGGGGGGCAGAUGGCGCCUACAGGUGAAGGCAUUGGUAACCUGCUCUCUGGAAAUGUCCAUCUCUUACUGAGAAAAUGUAUCUUUCUGAUGUUGAAGUGAAAAUCGCCGAUGUGUAGGUCAUGUCACUAUUUCUUUAACAGCAAAUCUAUUUCCCAGUUGAGGGAGACAACAGUACAUUUCUGUACAAGAAGCUGUGGUGUUGGGAUCCAUCUGUUCCUGUGUCUCUGUAAGAAUAUUUUUGUUCCAGCGUGAAGCCUGGGGAAACGCUCACCUUCAGCCAGAUGCUCUGCGCACCUGAGUCCACCCUGCCACCUUCCCUCAAAAGAGAGGUGCUUUUGGAAAAUGGAGGCUGUGGGUAUCUUUUCAACCUUUGAAAACAUGUCAGAUGAGAGAAAAGACAAAGCUAUAUGAACUUACGAUUUUCUUGUGUGCAGAAAUCUGUUCUUUCAUCAAACCACUAAGCCACUUGCCUUAGCCUCUUCGGCAGUUUCCCAAGGCUUCAUCUGUGGGCAGGAGACUUCUGCCUGUUAGAAAUGGCUCCGAAGCAGUGGAGUUUGGGGAAAGCAGUGUUCAUCUUGGCUGCCUACAUUUUUAUACACCUGCCAAGGACUCUUGCGCUUCUCUCCACCUAUAAUGUUGCAACAUUGCCUUCUCUCCUCUUGGUGCUCCUGGGCAAAACUGGAAUGUGAAAUCCAGAGCUGACCUUGUCUUCUUAAAGAGUAUGGUUCCUGCCUCGGUCCGGCUUGGUAUGGUUCUUUCAUAUACCCUGAAGGUUGUCACGUGGAAAUGCCAGUAUCCUGCCACUCGUGUUGCUUCGAUUUAGGGUUUUAAAAAAACAAAUGGACAAACUUCUUAUUUCAACAAACUCUUAGGUUGGCAACAUCACGUGAAAAAGCUCAUAGCCGAAUCCCAUGAAAGAUUGAAACCAAAGGCUUCAGGAUUGGCAUUGUAAAAUGACAAGGAAUUUCACUUAUGUGUUAGAGCCACCAAGUUGUUAGAAGUUCCUGUCAUAGCUAAAUAUUCACUGCUAGGCUUCCAGAGAACAGAUAUUAAUAAUUGUUUGCAGCUGGAACGUUGCAUCUAACCUUGGCAUUUCAGCUGCUUAUUUUGUGGGAACUUUUUGGUUAAUAUCCUGCAGGACAACUAACUGCCUGGUGAAAGGGAGAAAGUAGGAGAGGGUACUUACUCGGGAGGUCUUGUCUGUUGAAAUAGGCUAUCCAGACCAUGGAUCCCAGAGAAGUUGCUUCAUGGAAGUCACCUGAAGGCUCUCGGUUGUUAGAAUGGUGAGAUCCAAAAGUUGGGAAAGGGUCUUUAAGUCAUCAGUCCAGUCUCCCCACAGGUGCUGACAUUCUGCCUACAACUGUCCCACCAAGGGUUUGAGCAGUCUGGGCUUAAACACCUUUGAGGUCAGGGAACUCACUACCUCCUGGGGAAGCCUGCUCCAUCUCUAUAAACCUCUGGCUUUUCUGUGUUCUCUGUCAUUUCCACCUUAGUCUCUGCCCAGCAGGGGCCGUGUGGAACAAGUUGUUCAUCGUGGCCAAGGACCCUCAUUGCUGCACUGUCCCAGGGCACGGCAGUUGUCUUUUUGAAAGGAGCAGCUAGCAGAUGGAUAUUUUGGUGUCCUGGCUGUCUUUCCCCUUUAGCAUGGGUCCACUUAGUUCCUUGUUGAAGGAUGUUGUGGAAACCCCAUCAGCCUGGUUCUCCUCCCGUGUUCUUGCGGAAGCUGAUGGAGGGGGUCAGGGAGGAGGGGAUGCUAUCAGCCUGAUUAAAAAAAUAACCUAAGAAGGGAUGGGGCCCUAGUUCUGUGCUUGCCCCACAAAAACUGAUGCUCACGUCACUUAGGAAAAGUUUUAGCUAGGAAAUUGUAAAAUACUGCUCUGUGUGGAGUUUAAGGGCUCCAUGGCUGCUGAGAGCUUGUACCUUAAGAUUUCUGCAAGUACUUCACACAUUGUUUUUAUGGAGAAAACAAAGCUUAGGACCUUGGGGGAGGGGCGCAUCACAUGUCUCUGUGUCUAAGAAGUGCCAUAUUUUCAAGCUGGAAAGUCUUGUAAGGUUACUCUUGCCCCAUCAUUGGUUUUGAAGACAGGAAACUGACAUUGAGAACGACCUGUCUGAGUCACAGGGCACUGUCUGGACUAACCUCCUGUCCUCCUGACCUGUCCAGAGCUCUUCUCACUCUGACUUGCACAUGACUCGAGUCCUGUCCAGAGUAAGGUGCCUUCAGAUAUUUGAGACCUUGCCACUGAGCAGAGAGGUCCCCAAGGCCAGCCUGGCUCCCAGGGGCUGUGAACCAACCUGCUGGACUCAAGGCUGUGUGACACGAUCAGGAAAGCAGUUGAGUUUUGCCAAGUGAACGUGAGGGGAGAAUAGAACUAGCUGAUGAUUUAAGACCAGAGUUCAGAAGUCCUGGCGGGAGGUGUAGUGUUGUCCUAGAAUCGAAAUUCUCACGAAAUGGGCUUGCUCUGAGAUCUCUUGGUCAGACUUCUGCCUUUCAGGUGGUCCUUUGGGCUUGUGUCAUUCGGUUGGCCCUGAGUCCGACAGACACCACUCUGAGGCCCCGUGAUUCGCGGCCUCCCAGUCCCCGUACUGGGCUUGACAGUUGAACCGAAGGACAGGUGAACUCGAGGUCAUGGUCCAGGAAGCAUGGUGCUUUGGGGUGCCUUUUUAUUCCCUUCAUUUUAUUACAGACUGUUUCCAAGUUCAAGGUGAGGAAGGGUAAAGUUGAUCUGACAUUUUGAGGUGGAGUCUAGUCUGGGGCCCGGUGGGACCUCUUCUUAAGGUAGAAAUGUCUACACGCUGUUAUUUCAUCUAGCUUGUGUCCUAAACCACGAAGCCUUUGGUUGCUCUCACUCCACGAGCACCUCAUCGCCCGGGACGGAGGGUUGUGCGGGACCCCUUCUGUACGUGUCUGCUGUCUGUGAUGCCCAUUGGAAUGUUUUCGCCGUGUGGGUUUGUGUUCCAUUUUGUAACUGCCUUAUCAAAAAGCAAGUGCCCUUCCAUUCCAGGCCUCCUCAUAUUGUACUUGUUUCCUGCCAAAUUCGGAGGAUCAUUUGUAUUUUAAUUUUGUAAUCUAUGGCUCUGUACUGUUGAAAGGCUCUCAAUUCUGUGGGGUCUCCUUAGUAUGUAUGUGACUUCUCAUGUUGCAAUAUCACACAGAUGGGACGGCCCGACUUUCGCUCUUAAUAAACGAUCUGAAUGAGUAACGAGA